Messenger RNA from Perca flavescens (yellow perch), 1797 nucleotides. Its product is annotated as hemicentin-1. Gene Ontology annotation, biological process: cell-cell adhesion. The transcript is spliced from 7 exons. The coding region runs from base 176 to 1276 and encodes 366 amino acids. Gene Ontology annotation, molecular function: integrin binding. Gene Ontology annotation, cellular component: plasma membrane. Lineage: Eukaryota; Metazoa; Chordata; Actinopteri; Perciformes; Percidae. The record is from RefSeq and is a predicted model, not a curated record.
GCUACAGACACACUCAAAAAAAAAGCACAUGCAUACACACCCAUAAAAACCUAAAAUACCCCAUGUGUUUUCUCAGAAGACGCAGGCCGUGUUACAGCCAGCAUCGCGCAGCUAGUAACUGGUGUUUGAGAGAGACGUCCUAUCAACAGCCAGUAUUUUGGGAACCUGAUGCAGGAUGAGUGCGUCUGGACAGCCAAUCACGCUUCUGCUGCUUUGCCUGCUCGGCUCAGCUACCUCAUCCCCUGUUUCCAUGCACACAUCUGCUCCACCUCUUCUGUCACAAAUUUUACCUCCCUCUCCAACAACCCUCGCAUCUCCACCGUCUCCUUCUCUCAGUACCCCACCACCCAUCAUCAGCAACUCUGGAGAGCCAACAGAAAAGGUCCGCUGCCCUCUGUCGAUAUCACCCUCCACUCUGAUGGUCAGGUUCGGAGAUCCAGUCACAGCUAACUGCUCUGUAUCAAGGAUGGAUUUUUUGCCUCUUGGUUGGGAAGUCAGACUGGGAGCUCCUAGCCUCAGUAUGGGUCCUUUUGUGGUCUGGAGUGUGGACAGCAUGACUGAGUGGAAUGAGAAGCCUUCGUGCUUUGCACUAUCUGAACAGGGAGGGCAAUGUCACAUCAAUCUCACUCUAACGGUCUACAAGCCUCCAGACAGAGUGUCUAUCAGCUUUGUUAAUCACACUGGGCCGAUGUCUGAGGGUCAUCAGUACACUCUGCAGUGUACAGUACAGCACGUUGCUCCUGUUGAAAACCUCGUUGUGACGUUCUACAGAGGACAGACAGCACUGGGUCAACCUCAGUCCAACAACAACACAGAGAAGAAACCAGUGACUGAGAUCUUCUCUUUAAACAUCACACCCAGUAAAGAAGAUGAUGGAGUCCAGUACUGGUGUGAAGCAAAGCUAGAACUGGGACCUGAUGGACCACAGCUCCCUCCAGUCGUGACGUCAGAAAAACUCACUGCCACAGUCCACUUUGGUCCACAGCUCGUGUGUCAAACAAAGCUGCGGGUGAGAGAGGGAGAGAGCCUCAGCUGUGAGGUGAGAGGAAACCCUCCACCAUUAGUCACCUGGUUCAGAGAUGGGCAGGUGGUUUCCCUGCCCACUAACUUGAGCAGAAAGGAUGCUGGGAAAUACACAGUCUCAGCAAACGGACUAUUUGGACAGAAAAAUGUUACAGUGGAGGUGGAGUUCCUUGCUGGCAGUGGAACUACAAUCAGCUGCAAUAGACAUUUCCUGUUGGCUGGCCUGCUUAUGCAGAUGAUUAACGGUCUGUAAAACAUCCUAAAAGAAGUCGACGUGAUGUGCAAUUCUUCUUUCCAUGCCGUUUGGAUGAAUGGCUUCUAACGUGAGGAAUGACUCACAAAGACUGGUUUGCUUGUGUCGCUCCUCUUUGUUUAAAUGGAUCAGUUUUGCAUUAGUGUCUUUUUGUGGAUAUUUUUGUUCCCCUUUUUGAGGGUUUCUGCCUGGGUACAUUUUUCUGUUUAACUGGUCUCCAUGUAAUCUGCACAAAAGUUAACUUUCAUAUCUUCCAGACGGAAAGCUGCUCUAGAAAGAAAUACUCAUUGUACAAUUUAAUAAUUCACAAUCAUACUGCCGUAGCUCUGUGACACAUGCAUGUUUUUUUCCCCCUAGCCAGUUUCUAAAGGAUGUUUAAGAACCCUUUGCCAACAACCUUAAUGUCUAUCCUGUGUAUGAGUUUUAUUUUCUGUAGUAUGAAGAGCUAGCCAACAUUGCAAAGCACCCAGGUCUUCUUUCACCAAGGUGAUGUUUUUUCUGCUGUGCAAUAAAAUGCUGAA